AUCCGCUCCAUCGAAGCAACUCAGGCCUUUUCUCUUCUUUCAUCAAAACAUCGCAGUCUAAGUCGCAACAAUCGCAUAUCUAGCCGUGCUUCUUCUCCGAUCGUGAAAAGUCUCCUAAUCAUUAGUUAACGCGCUUCAAUCGACUUGCGCAGCAUGGCCGAAUAUUCGUCACUCAAGGUGCCCGAGCUGAAGAAGCUGCUGGCUGAGAAGGGUCUGCCUCAGACGGGCAACAAGGCGGAUCUUAUUGCAAGGCUCCAAGAGAACGAUCGAACCUCCGAACCCGCUGAGAAGCCCGCUGAGAACAAGGAGGAUGAAAUCAGCUACAGUGAUGACGAGGCUCCUGCUGAACCCGCCGCUGCCGCUCCUGUAGCCGCCUCUGAGCCUGUUGCUGAGGUUCCUGCCACUGAGGCUGCACCCGCCGAGGCCGCCAAGGCCGAGGAGACGACAGCAGAGAAGCCCGCGGAGACAGCGGAGGCUCCUGCUGAGCCCGAGAAGUCUUAUGCCAUCGGUCUACAAUCCACCGCUGCCGACGACGAAGCCAAGAAACGUGCCGAACGUGCCAAGCGGUUCGGUAUUGAGGAGGACGAGGACGCGAAGAAGCGCGCCGACCGUGCGAAACGAUUUGGCCUCGACGAAAAGGAACUUGCUACUACUCUUGACUCGGCACUCCCAGAGCGCUCGCGAAAGCGAGGCCGGGAUCGCACCACUGAAGGUGAAGGAAACCGCCCUGGGAAGCGACAAAGCCUGGACAGAAGAAACGGUGGUGGCGGUCGACGACGCGGCCGUGGUGGUCGAGACGGCGGUCGUGAUGGUGGCGCCCGAAAGGAGAAGACGUCUACCAGAAGUGGUAUUCUUGACGACCCAACAGAGAAGGCCAAGGCAGAGAAGCGUGCUGCUAGGUUCGCUGGAAACUAAUAGUUCUCAUGGUAACCAACGCGACACGAAAUUUGGCAAGUAAAAAGGCUACCAAUUGAGGAUCGGAUGAAACUGGGCAGAGCAGCAGACUUACGUGAAUGGACCAUUUCUACUUGUACAACAUUCUUAUUUUCAUAUUCAGGCGCAGACUAUCAAGGAUAAAUGAAUAAAGAGGAAAUCGGCGUCUUCGGUUCGACCAAUGUCCACUAUCAAUCAGAAUCUUGAGGUCCAUGGUAAGUUCUCUGUCUCUAGAUCUAACCAGUUGUGAUGAGCAGCCUCGGUAAGAGUCCCGGAGAAGACAAGCCGAUGCAAGGCAGCCAAAUGGAAGAACAAUAAAAAAUCGUCAAUUCGCAGGUCCUCAAACGGCUAGUCUUUGCAUAUAG
Fusarium oxysporum Fo47 is the source of this 1298-nucleotide messenger RNA. RefSeq names its product SAP domain-containing protein. The transcript has 2 exons. Gene Ontology annotation, cellular component: nucleus. Gene Ontology annotation, biological process: poly(A)+ mRNA export from nucleus. The coding region runs from base 154 to 915 and encodes 253 amino acids. NCBI's taxonomy places the organism in Eukaryota, Fungi, Ascomycota, Sordariomycetes, Hypocreales, Nectriaceae. The record is from RefSeq and is a predicted model, not a curated record.